AUGGGAAUUUGUGGCAAUUUGGCGGUGCCCGGGAAAUGCCUUGUCGUCCUCGGACUUAAAUUGUUAUUCCUUGUACCUGCAGGAGUUCCGGCAAGAAGCGGGGAUUCAGUACUAAAGGACAACAUCACCGUGAGACAGGGGGACAGCGCCGUCUUAAAGUGCAAUGUGGACAGCAAAGUAUCUCGAGUGGCAUGGCUCAAUCGCACCACCAUUCUUUUUGCAGGAAGUGAGAAGUGGUCUCUGGACCCUCGUGUCAUCCUGAUGGAAAACACAGCAGUCACAGAGUACAGCAUCAAGAUCCAAAAUGUCGACGUCCAUGAUGAAGGGCAGUAUGUCUGCUCAAUCCUCACAAACAAGAAGCCAAAAUCCACGAAAGUGCAUCUCAUCGUUCAAGUACCCGCCAGGAUCACCAACAUAUCGAAGGACAUCACAGUGAAUGAGGGCAGCAACGUCAAUCUUAUGUGCCUGGCGGUCGGUCGACCUGAGGCCAACAUUGUAUGGAAGCAUCAUUCACCAAGAGGCACUCAUAAAUUUGUGACGGCGGGAGAGCAUGUGGAGCUGACAGCCAUCACCAAAGAGCAGUCAGGAUCGUAUGAAUGCAUCGCUUCUAAUGACAUCUCGAGCCCCGAUGUCAGGACAGUGCAAGUCACCGUCAACUAUCCUCCCUUCAUUUCCAAAGCGAGGAGUACAGGUACUCCUGUCGGACAAAAAGGAGUCCUGCAAUGCGAAGCCUCUGCUGUCCCGAGGGCAGAUUUUGAGUGGUACAAAGAAGACCGCAGGCUCUUCAAUGGACUAAAUGGGGUCAAGAUAGAGAAUCAAGGCAAACAAUCGAUGCUUGUCUUUUUCAACGUCUCGGAAGAAGACUACGGAAACUAUACUUGCGUUGCCAUAAACACCAUGGGAAUCACUAAUGCCAGCAUAAUCCUUUACGGUCCUGGUGCGAUGCAUGAUGUGAAUGGGGCUGCGGUGUUGCCCCGUUGCUCCGUACCCCUCCUGCUGACUGUACCCUUGCUCUGCUUGCUGAAGUUCUGAUGUGAAAUAUGACAACCUUCAAGCUUCUCUCAGCAUUGAACAGCAAGAACAGACAAUUAGUCCUAUAAGAAGAAUGGA
Chelmon rostratus (copperband butterflyfish) is the source of this 1110-nucleotide messenger RNA. RefSeq names its product opioid binding protein/cell adhesion molecule-like (gene opcml). Gene Ontology annotation, cellular component: neuron projection. The transcript has 7 exons. Bases 1 to 1032 code for a protein of 343 amino acids. Lineage: Eukaryota; Metazoa; Chordata; Actinopteri; Chaetodontiformes; Chaetodontidae. The record is from RefSeq and is a predicted model, not a curated record.